UUGUAAAUGUCGCGUUGCGCAUCGAUGACGAGUUCACUCGCUUGAAAAUCUUAUUGAUCGAUUUCCAUUUAUUUCGGUUACGUCGCCGCUGAAGUCCGUUCGCAAGCGGAUGCGACGGACCAGAUAAUUUUUUUUUUUGUGUAUUGUGAAGAAGAAAAAGCAAAAUGGGGUCGUUGUUUCGAAGUGAGGAAAUGACUUUGUGUCAACUUUUCCUACAGAGUGAAGCAGCUUAUGCUUGCGUGUCUGAACUUGGUGAAUUGGGUCUUGUACAAUUUCGCGACUUAAAUCCAGACGUAAACGCCUUCCAACGCAAGUUCGUCAACGAGGUGAGACGCUGCGAUGAAAUGGAACGGAAGCUUCGAUAUCUCGAGAAGGAAAUCAGACGGGAUGGUAUUCCCAUGCUGGAGAUACCGGGAGAGGUCCCAGAGGCGCCUCAACCCAGAGAGAUGAUCGAUCUUGAGGCGACUUUUGAAAAACUCGAAAAUGAACUUCGCGAAGUGAACCAGAACGCAGAAGCGCUUAAGAGGAAUUACCUCGAGCUGACCGAACUCAAACAUAUUUUAAGAAAAACGCAAGUAUUUUUCGAUGAGCACGAGGGUGGUGCCAAUACCACUGAAUCGAUGACGCGCGCCCUGAUAUCAGACGACCCGAACAAACAUAUGGGACAGGUUCAAUUAGGUUUUCGGGAUAAACAAGAGUCCUUGGAAUUCCUGCCUUGUUUCGUCGCCGGUGUCAUACUACGUGAGCGAAUCCCGGCUUUUGAGAGGAUGCUAUGGAGAGCUUGCAGAGGAAACGUAUUCCUCCGACAGGCUGAGAUUGACACACCUUUGGAAGACCCUUCAUCGUCGGACCAAGUCUAUAAGUCGGUGUUCAUAAUAUUCUUCCAAGGAGAUCAGCUGAAGACCAGAGUUAAGAAGAUAUGCGAAGGUUUCCGAGCUACGUUGUACCCUUGUCCGGAAGCUCCAGCCGAUAGACGUGAAAUGGCCAUGGGUGUUAUGACCAGAAUUGAAGAUUUGAACACGGUUCUUGGUCAAACUCAAGACCACCGUCACCGUGUACUUGUGGCAGCCGCUAAGAACAUCAAGAAUUGGUUCGUCAAAGUUCGCAAAAUUAAGGCCAUUUACCACACUUUGAACCUCUUCAAUUUGGACGUCACGCAAAAGUGUUUAAUCGCCGAGUGUUGGGUGCCUGUUUUGGACAUGGAGACCAUUCAGUUAGCUCUAAGGAGAGGCACGGAACGCAGCGGAAGUUCCGUUCCGCCCAUCUUGAAUCGUAUGGAGACGUUGGAGGACCCGCCCACGUACAAUCGAAACAACAAGUUCACUUCCGCUUUUCAAAACCUCAUCUACGCGUAUGGUGUCGCCACCUACCGUGAAGUAAAUCCAGCUCCGUACACAAUAAUAACGUUCCCGUUCCUGUUCGCGGUGAUGUUCGGCGACCUCGGGCACGGCGCUCUGAUGGCGGCCUUCGGGUUCUGGAUGUGCUACAAGGAGAAACCACUGCAGGCCAAGAAGAUCGACAGCGAGAUUUGGAACAUAUUCUUCGGCGGACGAUACAUCAUACUGCUCAUGGGUCUAUUCUCAAUGUACACCGGUCUCAUAUACAACGAUAUAUUCUCGAAGAGUCUUAACAUAUUUGGUUCUUCUUGGAGGACUAAUUAUAAUGAAUCCACGCUCAGAGAGAACAAAGAUUUACAAUUGAAUCCAGACUCGUACGACUACCUGCAGUCUCCGUAUCCCUUCGGUAUUGAUCCCGUUUGGCAGCUGGCCGAAGCCAAUAAAAUCAUCUUCAUGAACGCCUACAAGAUGAAGAUAUCAAUCAUCAUCGGUGUCUUCCACAUGUUGUUUGGUGUCAGCCUUUCGCUUUGGAACCACUUAUACUUCAAGCGCCGCAUCAGCGUGUACGUGGAGUUCAUACCGCAGAUCAUGUUCCUGACGCUGUUGUUCUUCUACAUGGUGUUGCUCAUGUUCAUCAAGUGGACCUCGUAUGGACCCACCGUGGGACACUUCGGCAGCCAGGAGCCUGAAAUCGUGAAGACAAGUGGUUUUUGCGCGCCAUCGAUCUUGAUCACCUUCAUCAACAUGAUGUUGUUCAAAGAAGACGCGAACUCGCGGCCGCAGUGCGACCCUACUAUGUACGCGGGACAAAUAGGCCUGCAAAAGUUCUUCGUGAUCUUGGCUCUGCUGUGCGUUCCCGUGAUGCUGUUCGGUAAACCUUACUACCUGAUGAAGGAGCAGAAGAAACGCGCUGUAAGUAAUACAAAACAGAGCAUGGAGACGGCCGAGAACGGCACGGCGGGCGGGGCUCCGGCGCCGGCCCCCGCGCACGGACACGACGACGACAUCACCGAGGUCUUCAUACACCAGGCUAUCCACACUAUCGAGUACGUGCUGGGCAGCGUGUCUCACACUGCGUCCUAUUUACGUCUGUGGGCGCUGUCACUUGCGCAUGCGCAGUUAGCUGAGGUCGCCUGGAAUAUGCUGCUGAGGAAGGGGCUGAAGUCGGCGGGCUACCAGGGCGGCAUCUACCUGUACGUGGUGUUCGCGGGCUGGGCCGCCAUCUCCGUGUCCAUCCUCGUGCUCAUGGAGGGGCUGUCCGCCUUCCUGCACACGCUGCGCCUGCACUGGGUCGAAUUCCAGAGCAAAUUCUACGCCGGGGAAGGUUAUCUGUUCCAACCUUUCUCCUUUGAAAUCAUCCUCGACUCAGCCGGUCAGGGCGAGGAGUAAACACAAAAACAUAACCUUAUAAGUUUUUACUUAGUUGUCUUUAAAGCAUAUUAUAAAGUCGAAUUUGAAUUAACGAAAACGAUGUUAAAUAGAAUAAUAAUCGAUCUUAAAUGGUAUAACUAGAAUAUUUUUUCCUAGUUGAAUUUCAUGAAUAAAAAAUUUGAAGAAAUGUAGCAAUGGCGUAGUCAUAUCUAUCUCUUAUAAGUAUAUCUGGUCACACUAGUGAAGGUAAAAAAUUAAUAUAUUCAAAUAAAAAAUAAUUGUCUAUGACUAUGAUCUCUUAGCGUUCCGAUUCCUAGACUAGAAAUUGUCCUUGGUCAUAAAAAAUGUUAAUCUUCGGCUAUGCCAACGCAAUCAAACCAAUUAAAUAAUAACUUAUUAACUUAUAUUCGAUGUAUUUUAUUCAAUGUUAAUGAUUAUUCGUAUUUUAAGCCUUAAGCAUUCAUUAGUAAUGUUCUGCAUAGUACCUAUAGUUAUUGCAGAGUAUCCACUAAAUGGAAAAAAAUGAUCCUUUUUUUGUAUUUCUUUUAUAACUCAUUUUAUAAGUGCAAAUGUACUUAAAAACCUUUUGAAUUCGUAUGUUUUUUUAACCGAGGCUCUCUUUAUAUGUAAAAACGUAAUAUAAAUUAUCGGUUCGUAGAUCAUCACAUAUAACCAACUUAUAUAUCCUUAGGAAAUGUCAUUUAGCUUCUGGUUAUCAAAUAAAAUAUAUUACAUAGCACAAA
Melitaea cinxia (Glanville fritillary) is the source of this 3451-nucleotide messenger RNA. It is a transcript of the gene Vha100-1, whose product is annotated as V-type proton ATPase 116 kDa subunit a1. Gene Ontology annotation, molecular function: ATPase binding; proton-transporting ATPase activity, rotational mechanism. The record is from RefSeq and is a predicted model, not a curated record. Gene Ontology annotation, biological process: proton transmembrane transport; vacuolar acidification. The coding region runs from base 165 to 2726 and encodes 853 amino acids. Lineage: Eukaryota; Metazoa; Arthropoda; Insecta; Lepidoptera; Nymphalidae. Gene Ontology annotation, cellular component: plasma membrane; vacuolar proton-transporting V-type ATPase, V0 domain; vacuolar proton-transporting V-type ATPase complex. The transcript is spliced from 19 exons.